CCCACUGCAUGCCUUGGAUACAUGCUCCUAAUCAGCUUACAAGAUUUCCUUGACCGACGCUUCUUUACCUAACGCUGAUCUGACUAUGGCUGUCCUCAGAGUAAAAUUCACCAAAACCAGGAGGGACAAAUUGGCCCAGAUCUUAUGGAUCCUCAACUGGGUUUCUGUAGUGAGCGGGGUCAUUCUCUUCAGCCUUGGCCUCUUUCUGAAAAUAGAGAUCAAGAAGCGCAAUGAAGUGAUGGCAAAAGGGGACAUUAACUCUGUCCCCAACAUGCUGAUCUCUGUAGGGGUCAUAGCAUGUAUCAUCAACUUUCUGGGUGGCAAAAUCUGUUAUGACUGCUCAGAUGCCAACAAGUUCUCUCGAUGGAAACUAGUCAUGCUCCCAUACAUCGUAUGUACCUUCUGCUUUACCUUCUCCAUACUGGUGGGUGCUCUCAUGUGUUAUACCAUGAGGAAUGAGCUGGAAGAGUCUCUCUAUCUAGGACUGAGGGAUGCUAUUAAGUUCUAUAAGGACACAGACAUACCCGGACGAUGUUUCUUAAAAAAGACAGUGGAUAUGCUACAAAUUGGAUUCCGAUGCUGCGGAAACAAUGGCUUUAGAGACUGGUUUGAGAUUCAGUGGGUAUCUCCUCGGUAUCUGAAUAUGGCUUCCAAGGAAGUUGUGGACCGUCUAAAGAGCAAUGUUGACGGGAAGUUCUUGGUGGACGGAGUACCCUUCAGCUGCUGCAACCCAAGCUCCCCACGGCCCUGUAUCCAGUACCAGCUGACAAACAACAGCGCUCACUACAACUAUGACUUUCUGACAGAGGAGCUCAAUAUCUGGAUGAAGGGAUGCAGAGAGGCCCUGCUGGAUUACUACACAGAUAUUAUGAGAUCCAUCGGUAUUGCAGCACUCCUUAUUUGGUUGUUUGAGCUCUCUGUACUCAUUGGUGUCCGGUACCUACAAACAGCAAUGAAGAAUGUCCUUCUCCUAGGAGAUCUGGAGGGUGAAUCAGAUGGUUGGUUACUAGAAAACAGCUUUGUGGAAACUGCCAAAUACAACAUCAACAUCAUUAAGAACCUCGGCAAAGCCAACCAGAUAUCCACUGUUUCGGGCAUGAAUGACCCCAAUAUUGAUGUUCAAAACACAAACUGUGGCAAAAACAAUAUUACAGCAAAAUCUAUCCCAGCAGGUAGCUAGGCAAAUCUUCAAAGAAAACUCAUCACAAAUGUAGC
Messenger RNA from Dryobates pubescens (Downy woodpecker), 1215 nucleotides. Its product is annotated as photoreceptor outer segment membrane glycoprotein 2. Gene Ontology annotation, biological process: visual perception. The record is from RefSeq and is a predicted model, not a curated record. Bases 86 to 1180 code for a protein of 364 amino acids. The transcript has 3 exons. Gene Ontology annotation, cellular component: membrane. NCBI's taxonomy places the organism in Eukaryota, Metazoa, Chordata, Aves, Piciformes, Picidae.